This is a messenger RNA of Aspergillus aculeatinus CBS 121060, 914 nucleotides long. RefSeq lists its product as uncharacterized. The record is from RefSeq and is a predicted model, not a curated record. The transcript has a single exon. Bases 112 to 588 code for a protein of 158 amino acids. Lineage: Eukaryota; Fungi; Ascomycota; Eurotiomycetes; Eurotiales; Aspergillaceae.
CUCUGAUAGUAAGAAAUAGAAUCCGACACUUGGUGUGCUGGAGAUACGCUACACGCCCUCCCAUGACCUUUCCUGCUUUUUCCACAAGCCGCACAUUCGUUCUCCUUCAGGAUGGGAACAAUAUGGAGAUCCCUCGAUUCUACUUACCGACUGGGACCCGAUGCUCGAACUACGUUUGCCAGAACUCGUUUGAGAUACCAUUCUCGUCUCUGCUUCUCAGGAACAACGCGCUCGUGUGGGCAAGACUAUGCAUCCUCAGACCCCAAGGGUAGGAGACCAGGUGGUUUUUGUUCCCAUGAUCGUUUCGUGAUGGUCGAGAAACAGGGAAAAGUGAUAAUUACCAUCUCCAACCACCCAAUCCAUCAUCUAUACUUCUUGUCCCGGCAUGUUUUGCUAGUGCCGGCUUUCUGUUGCUCCCGCGCAUGCACGCCAUCACCCGUGUGUGGAUCGUCGAUGAUGAACGUCUUGACCGACAGCCGCAGAAAUCAAGGUCUAGACAUCAUCUGCCUCCGUCCUCUUACGAGCGCACGGCUAGUCUCGAAGUCUACAUGGCUUGUCAAGCUUGAUAAGGGAAGGUGUAGAGGCUAGCUUUGGGCUCGGGGUGGGACGGAUAAGUCGAGGAAACUUUGUUUCUGGCAGCAGCAUUACCGGCGAUAUCAACAUCGCGCAUACUUCGACCUUUCCGCGACCUUUGGAAAUGACCAACUGCCCACCAAGAAGCUUGUCGAAUUGCGGGGGGUUCGAGCGCCAUUCGAACUCAAAAGAUGUGUCCUGACUGAAAGUAUGUUCUGGUACCGGAUGGCACAUUAGACUUCCCCUUGGAUUGUCAGGCGACCCGGACUUAUGCGCUAUUGGCCCCUGCUAUCAUGGAGAUCUAUGCGGGUGCACCAGCCACACUUAACGGGGCACGGAGU